UAAAGGUUUGGGUGCUAUGAAACUCUUUGCCUGUGACAAAAAUGUCAUGUGACAUGCGUGGUGAUGUCAGUACUUCCUUAUAACACUAGGCAUCUGCAGAAAUUCAUUCUCACUCAGUAAACAAGCUCUUGAGCUUACUCUCAAUAGCAAACCGACUAGCUAUGUGAUAAUGGACAAUAUCUAUGGGAAUGUUAUUUUGCCUGAAAUGGGAAAGGGGGCAGAUUCCCCUGGCUGCCAUAAGGAGCUGACUCUCAAUAGCAAAACGACUAGCCAUGUGCUAAUGGACCCUGUCUAUGGGAAUGUUAUUUUGCCUGAAAUGGGAAAGGGGGCAGAUUCUCCUGACUGCCAUAAGUCACCGCACUAUUCUCCAUAUGUGACUCAGCAGCCCAGUGGCAGUAAAGGAAACGUCUCCACAUCCAGAGGACUUCUUCUGUUCUCUCUGGCUCUUAGUGUCGGCCUGUUGGCUGGUCUUGUUGCCGUGGCCUACCUCUAUUCCAAUGCACAGACUAAGCUUGACCUGAUAGAAGCACUGCACAAGAAUGUGUCAGCAACCUUGAAUACCACUGAGACUAAGCUUGACCUGAUAAAAGCACAGCUCAAGAAUUUGACAGCAACCUUGAAUACCACUGAUUCCAUUGCACAGACCAUGCUUGACCUGAUAGAAGCACUUCACAAGAAUUUGUCAGCAGCCUUGAAUACCACUGACACCUGUGUUUGUAGGGUCUGUCCUGAAGGGUGGGCUAACAACAGUGGGAGGUGCUACCUCUUCUCCUCCACUAAUAAGACCUGGAGUCAGAGUCGAGAUCACUGCAUCACAUUAGGGGGGCAUCUGGUCAUUGUGAACAAUCAAGAAGAACAGAGUUUUCUGUCCCAAAGUGCCAUUGAGGAUUUCUACUGGAUAGGACUGAAUGACCUGGAGACAGAAGGACAGUGGAUUUGGGUGGACAGCACACCUCUCAAUGAGACUGGAGCAGUAUUCUGGCUGAAAAGGUCUGAUAAACCGGAUGAACCAGAUGAACCAGAUAACUGGAUGGGGGAAAACUCUUCUGGGGAGGACUGUGGAGUUGUGUCCAAAAUUGGAGAGUGGUUUGACAACUCCUGCAAUAAACUGUUUACAUUUGUGUGUGAGAGGCCACUGAUUGGAUUAGAUUGAAUAUUCAGCUGCUAUAUAUGGAGGCUUUAAAAAAUAUUUUCAUUCAAAAAAAUUCUGUUGGGUGUGUGGGGUGUUAGGUGUUAGCUAUGAGUCUUGGGUGUGUGGGGUGUUGGGUGUUAGCUAUGAGUCUUGGGUGUGGCUUCAAAAAAAUAUUUUCAUUACAUUUACACAGUUGAUACACUGUGGUUGUAAGGAACCACUUUCCAGACCAACGACGGAACUGGGAGUGGGCGAAGGUUUCUGCGUGUUCGUCUUUCUGCUCUUUGUUGAAAUGCAAUAUUUUAUAUUAAAGGACCCUAUCUUGGUAAACAUAA
This is a messenger RNA of Clupea harengus (Atlantic herring), 1467 nucleotides long. RefSeq lists its product as uncharacterized. NCBI's taxonomy places the organism in Eukaryota, Metazoa, Chordata, Actinopteri, Clupeiformes, Clupeidae. The record is from RefSeq and is a predicted model, not a curated record.